AUGAUGAUACAUUGUAAUUAUUGUUGGAAAGAGUUCAUUGUCAAGGAUAAUUGCUAUAUAACAUCAUGUCUUCAUUGCUUUUGUGAACCAUGUGCAAUGCAACAAUUCAAAGAUAGAAUGUGUCCAAAGUGUGAUUCUGCUCUCACAAACAAGUACGAACCAAACUACUUAUUUGAAAUUGCAGAGAAAUCGGUAGAUUUUUGGACAUAUCAAAAUAAAUUAUACCUUGAAUGUGAAUCAAAGAAACUUGAAUAUACCCAAGACUAUUAUCUCAAAUUGAAAGAUACCUUUAUGAAAACAUCUGAAGAGUAUGAAUCAAAGUUGGAUAAUCUUAAGAAACAAAUUACAAUACUCAAAAAAGAUAGUGACAAUGACAAAAAAGAGAUUGUUGAACUCUCUGAAAAGUGUGCUGAAAAGACAAGUAUGUUUACAACGUCAAAUCAACAAAAGGGAUUCAUGAUGGGUUCAUCAUCAUUCAAGUCGCCUGGUGGUGUCUCGAUUGGCAACAGUUAUAUCCAAAGCCAAUUAAAAUCACCAAUCCUAUUUCAAAAAUCAAAUAUUACUACUACAUCAAACCAAUUUCAGCAGCAAAGGGCAAGGCCAAAUCCAACUGUAAUCCCUUCGCCAGCAUUGGGUGGUGAUAAAUCUUUCAAUUCAAACAACUUGAACAAUCGCUACGUCGUUGGCAGAUCUCAGAGAGUAGGCGCGGAUCAACAGAAUUCUUCAUUGUCCCCUAGUUUUAAAUCAAAUUCAAAUUCUGAUAAAUUUUCUUUUAUUCGAAACCAACAACAACAACAACAACAACAACAACAACAACAACAACAAACCCCCAUUGCCAAUCGUAGAACUACCAGUUAG
This is a messenger RNA of Cavenderia fasciculata, 858 nucleotides long. RefSeq lists its product as uncharacterized. Gene Ontology annotation, cellular component: synaptonemal complex. The record is from RefSeq and is a predicted model, not a curated record. Gene Ontology annotation, biological process: reciprocal meiotic recombination. NCBI's taxonomy places the organism in Eukaryota, Evosea, Eumycetozoa, Acytosteliales, Cavenderiaceae. The transcript is spliced from 4 exons. The coding region runs from base 1 to 858 and encodes 285 amino acids. Gene Ontology annotation, molecular function: ubiquitin protein ligase activity.